This is a messenger RNA of Papilio polytes (common Mormon), 1743 nucleotides long. RefSeq lists its product as uncharacterized. Bases 152 to 1411 code for a protein of 419 amino acids. Lineage: Eukaryota; Metazoa; Arthropoda; Insecta; Lepidoptera; Papilionidae. The transcript is spliced from 6 exons. The record is from RefSeq and is a predicted model, not a curated record.
UAACCUGUACGCAGAUACAUAAAGGCUUUGAAUUCGGCCACAAAACCAGUAUCGCGCGAAAAGACUGCUAAUAUAGUAGCUUAAAAAUCAACGGGCUGUAAUAAGUGAUUUUUUUUUAAAUUUAUCUCUGUGAUUAAAAUAAACUAUCAUCAUGGAUUUGACCGUGGACCAAUACAUGGAAGGUCUCCUAAGUAAGGAGGCCUACGACCAUCCCUCGGAUUCGGUGAAGCUGGAGAAACUGGAAUUAACGCUACCUGAUUGGUACGAUGAAAAACUGUUUAAAAAGGGUCAACGAUUUUUCUGGAAGCAUUGCUUCGGCUUAUCCUUCGUGAUGAUGCCGGGGCUGGUGGCUGUUUUCGCGGUGCCCACGAUAUUAGAGGUGUUGGCCGAUUCAGGAAAAUCAUCGUCUAAGUACACAGCCUUCAAACGAUACGUAGCAACGUUCCUGCACUUCCAGUCGUGGUUGACUCAUGAUCUGAAGCCGGGUAGUGAAUCAUGGAGAUCCCUUUACGCUGUUCGUUCACAACACUUGAGAAACGGUCGCGCUGCUCGCUUGAAGAAGAAGGGAACCAUCUCUCAGCGGGACUUGGCUCUCACUCAGUUCGGCGUCAUCGGCCUCGGCAUCCUGAAGCCGGACCGCUUCGGAGUGCGUCAAGAGGACCCACAGGAUUGGGAGGGAUGGAACCAUUUUUGGGGAGUGGUUGGCUAUAUGAUCGGCUUGGAAGAUAAAUAUAACAUGUGUCGAAGAACAAUGGAUGAGACCCGUCAGGUUUGCCGGAUGAUACUUGACCAAGUGUAUACACCGUGCCUGGAGAACGUACCGGAGUACUUCGAGCAUAUGUCACGUGUUAUGUUGGACGGCAUGUGGGCGGUGAACGGCGCUACGGAGGCCGGCAGCCUCAUGUACGUCACUAAGAACCUCGCCGACGUACCCGGGUACAUCCUUACCGAGUCCGAGAGGAUCGCGCUGCAAACAAAGCUGAGGAAGUUGGCUGGAACACAUGAGGAUAGAGGUGUAGAUGUAUCAACAUUGGUACAGAAAUGCAGAGUUGAUGGUCUACCAGACUUGCCGCCACGUUUUCUCUACCUCAAAGACUUCGACAGCCUGGAAUCUGUUCCCGAAUACAAGAAACUUUCGUACGCAUCUAAAUACAAAUUAGCUGUUUUAUCUUUACUUAUGGCUUUCUACUCCACGAACUUCGGUCGAUUUGUUCUUAACUUGUAUUAUAAAAUCAAUAUGUAUAUGGCGGAACAUUUCCCAUACGUAGCUUUCUUUUUGUACGGUAUUAAGAAAUCUUAUGUAGAUAUAUUUAAAGACCCUGAACACGACAAUACAAGGAAUAUACCUAACUCGGAAUACAAAAAUCAAUCACCAGAGCCCUGGUACAAAGUGAUAGUGUCAUUCUGGUAAUCGACGAUUGUUAACAAGAUAUUAAAGUUAUAAAUACAAUAAUGUGAAGUUAAAGGAUCGAAAUUAUUUUCAUCGCUUGUGCAGAAAGUUAGUGCUUUCUCAUUAUCUUCGGAAAGAGUGAUAUAGUAAUAUUUUUCGGGUGUUUUAGAAAUUAAAAAUCAUAGUUUUAAAAUAAAAUGUUGACUACAUCUUGAUUAGGAAAGGAAAUUGUGUGUGAUUUAAAAGAUAACUUUUUAAAUUUUAUCUUUUGUAUUCAAAUGGAAAAGACGUAUGAAAAUAGUAGUUAACAUCUGUAUUUUAUAUUUUAUAUGAAAAUAAAACGUUCUUAAAUA